This is a messenger RNA of Closterium sp. Naga37s-1, 543 nucleotides long. The record is from the annotation of a GenBank genome assembly. NCBI's taxonomy places the organism in Eukaryota, Viridiplantae, Streptophyta, Zygnematophyceae, Desmidiales, Closteriaceae.
AUGUUGAACUUGGCGUUUGGGCUAGCCCCGCGGUUGAGCACUGAGGCAGCAGGAACGUUGAAAGCAGGAGGGGAGCAGGCGGAGGAGAGUGCUGCUGCUCGUCCCUCCGCUACUUGUAUCGCCGCUGCUCCCGGUGCUUCCCCCACUCGUGCUCCCUCCGCUGCUCCCAGUGCUGUUCCCACUCGCGCUCCCUCCGCUGCUCCCAGUGCUGUUCCCGCUAGCGCUCCCUCCGCUGCUCCCAUUGCUGUUCCCGCUCGCGCUGCCUCCGCUGCCCGUCCCUCCGCUGCUCCCAGUGCUUCCCCCGCUCGCGCUCCCUCCGCCGCUCCCAGUGCUGCUCCCACUCUCGCUCCCGCUGGAGGUGAUGGUGGUGACGGCGCCGCCAGUGCUUAUAACGGAGCCAUCAGGGCCGUACGUGGUGCUGUUAAUCACGCUGGUGCUCGUGGUGGUGCUGGUGGUGGUGGUCGUCGUUACAGUCACGAUACCGCCGCCCCCGUCCUGCAGCACGCGGCGCUUGCCGGCGGGUGUGGCGCAGAGGGAAAGUGA